This is a messenger RNA of Aspergillus ruber CBS 135680, 1677 nucleotides long. Its product is annotated as fatty acyl-CoA reductase. NCBI's taxonomy places the organism in Eukaryota, Fungi, Ascomycota, Eurotiomycetes, Eurotiales, Aspergillaceae. Gene Ontology annotation, biological process: long-chain fatty-acyl-CoA metabolic process. Gene Ontology annotation, cellular component: peroxisome. The record is from RefSeq and is a predicted model, not a curated record. Gene Ontology annotation, molecular function: alcohol-forming very long-chain fatty acyl-CoA reductase (NADP+) activity. Bases 308 to 1534 code for a protein of 408 amino acids. The transcript has a single exon.
UCCUCUAAGUAACGAAUGCUACGCUAUCCCGAGCUGAAGAGGCAAGUGGCAUUCUAAUAAUGAUUGUGUCACCACACAGGAUGUGCGGCAUACUCCGAGGAUUGAGCUUGUCAAAGACCGCAUAAAUGAAACGUGCACCCCAGCUUAAAGUCGAGGUGUGAAAACAUUUCGUCUAGCCAACUGCCAAAAUCGGAAAAUUGAUGGCCGUCGGUUUGUUUGAUCAACAGGUACAGUCACACCAAAGGAGCACUUGACAUUCUGGUCAGUUUCAAUCGCUUAGACGACCUAGCACCAACCACCCGACACGAUGUCUGCCCCAACAACCCCCUCGCGAGAGGAAGAGGUGAUGAAGACAGGUUAUGCAAGGUUCUUCGAAAGCCAGACAGUCUUCCUCACGGGCAGCACAGGCUCACUCGGAGGCUGUCUCCUAUACAAAUUGGCAUUGCAGCUCCCAACCCAUAAGAUCUUCGUCCUAAUCCGCACGUCUUCGCUAGUGGCCAUUGAAAAAUGGAAGAAAUUAAUGCCACAACAAGCACAGGCCAUCCUCAGUUCGGGAAAGGUGCACUUCGUGGUUGGUGAUAUGAGACAAUCGGACUUUGGUAUCAAAGAAGCGGAUCUCAAACAGCUGCAGCAAGAGGUCACGCUGGUCAUCCAUGCAGCGGCAAACAUCUCGUUUACUAUGGAUCUUAAAGACGCAGUUAAGCAGAAUUGUCUUCCGCCAUUGGAGCUGGGGAAGAUUGCUUCACGGUUUAGACGCCUCAAGCUGUUCAUCCAAAUCUCAACGGCAUAUGGGAAUAGUUUCCUCCCGGAUGGCUAUGUGGGAGAAAAAAGGUACUCGAUUGUUGAAGAUCCGGAACAAGAGUUGGCGCAAAUCAUGUCCUCUGGCACUUCGCCCAAUGAAGCACGCUUCUCGUCAACGUAUGCCCUCGCAAAGCACCUCACGGAGUGGCUAUUUCUGAAGAGAUAUCCGCUUCUACCUUUACUUCUCGUGCGACCAACGAUAUUUGGUGCUGCCUUGCGUGAUCCAUAUCCACUCUAUGGGCCUCCGAAUUCAACGCCCAUGCGGAAAUUUGCCGAGUUCUUGGUAGCAGAACCCGGAACUCAGAUCUGGCAUGCGACCAAUGGGUAUAAGAGCGGCAUGAACACUCUUGAUGAGAUUCCCGUGGAUUUUGUCGCCAACAGUUGUCUUAUGCACGCAGCAGCAAACACACAGGGGAUCGUCCAUAUCGGUUCGCAACUAUACCACCAAAUGACUUUCAAUGACUUCUUGGGCCUCGUGAAUAACAAUGCACCGCCGGGAUUCCCUCUGCCCACUAUUGUCUUCACAGAGGAUUAUAGCGUCCCGCAGCAUUUUCUGGCCGAAUUGGUAAAGGUUGCAAGUCGCAACUGGACCUUCGACUGUGGCCGAUCAUAUUGGUUGAAACAGAUAGGUGGUCCAUUGAGUCUGGCUUCAUGUAAACACGAGAUGGAGAGUCUGAAUGUGGCACGAGUAAAGGAAGUUUAUGAGAAGCAUAAACAAAGGGCAAAGCUCUAGGGGAAAUUUCCAAGUCUGGGUUUUGCCUAUGUUCAAUUAGCUGACUAUUGUACUUAUCUCGUGACUAUGUCAUAUCAUAGUGUAAUGUCCCACAUGAAAGUUUUGUAGCAUAACAAGAUUGUCUCAUGCGAAUGCGUCAUUCU